GAGGCUCAUAACAAAAUAAACAGACAAAUGUUGUGAGUGCUAUGUUACGAAACGGUCUAUUCAAACACACGCGAAGGUUUUUGGAAAGGAAAAACCUAAACAAUUCAUGGUCUCUCAAUUGAAGCAAAAUGUACCGCUUAAUAAUUUUGAUAGUUUUCCUUUUUGUGUGGACAAUAUGUGAAAUAGUCGUUAUCAAAAAACAAAAAGACAAAAUAUAUAGUGGUCAUGUGCUGUUUGAGGUACCAAUGCCGAUGUGGUCAAUAUGUGCUCAAUACUGCUCAAGAGUAAAAGUAUGUAAAUCUAUUAACUUUAUAGCAGCGAAUAAAACAUGCCAAAUAAAUGCUGCCGAACCUAGGAAAAGUCAAUGUGGACUCGUUGAGAGUAUUGGUAAUAGCUUUGCUGCUGCCUCGACUUUUCCAAGGGAACUAGCUGGUCAGUGCAAUGGUAAUAAGUGUACGGUCAAUGAGGCCUGUAUGCCAAGUGGAACGAAUUACUAUUGUGUUCCAUUACCUAUUCAGUUAUCUGAAAAAAGCACACCUUUAGACCUUUGCCCACAUGACUGCAGUGACCUUCCACAAGGAAGUGAAUCAGGGGUAUAUACAAUAUAUCCAGCAGAUAAGAAGUUUGAUGUUUACUGUGACAUGGAUACAGCAGGAUUUGGUUGGACAGUUUUCCAGAGCAGAAUAAACGGAACUGUUGAUUUUUACAAAGGAUGGACCGAUUAUGAAAUUGGAUUUGGAAAUUUGAAAUCUGAGUUUUGGCUGGGAAAUAAUUUAAUAAAUGUUCUGACCUCUUCUGGAAACUACAAACUUUACAUUCACCUUGAAGAUUUUGAAGGGCAUUCAAGAUAUGCAGAGUAUUCCGAAUUCAGUAUCGGAGAUGCCACAUCACAAUACACUUUGAAUAUAGAUGGAUAUAGCGGUGAUGCAGGAGAUAGCCUUACCUACCACAACGGCAUGAUGUUUUCUACUAAAAACCAGGAUAAUGACAUAUAUCGUAAAAGCUGCGCACAAAGGUUUAAAGGAGCAUGGUGGUACAAUGCAUGUCAUUAUUCUAAUUUGAAUGGGGAAUAUUUAGGAGGACAGCACUCUAAUUUUGGCAAUGGUAUCAUAUGGCGUGAAUGGACAACACAAUACUACUCACUGAAAUCUACUAGAAUGAUGAUUAAACGGCACUAAUAACCAUUUUAUAAAAGACAUACAGCUUAUGUUUCAAAAAUACACAGUCAAUGAAAGUUUAUGAAAGUGGUUUCAUGAAAUAAACUAUUCGAAGAUAAGCAGAGAGUUUUAAAUAUGUGCUUAUAGUGUAGAUAAAUAAAA
Mytilus trossulus (common blue mussel) is the source of this 1319-nucleotide messenger RNA. RefSeq names its product microfibril-associated glycoprotein 4-like. The coding region runs from base 129 to 1178 and encodes 349 amino acids. The transcript is spliced from 6 exons. The record is from RefSeq and is a predicted model, not a curated record. Lineage: Eukaryota; Metazoa; Mollusca; Bivalvia; Mytilida; Mytilidae.